Chara braunii is the source of this 3290-nucleotide messenger RNA. The record is from the annotation of a GenBank genome assembly. Lineage: Eukaryota; Viridiplantae; Streptophyta; Charophyceae; Charales; Characeae.
CGGAGAGGCAGGAGGAGAAGGAACGCUACGGUAGGGGAAGUUCAGGGCCUGGUCAGGCAGGGAGGACAAGGUGAGAGGCCUGCGCUUGCGCUUGGAAAUGGAGGAACAGUGGGAGAAGAAGAUCGUCAUCCAAAUCGUGAGGGGCUGGAGUAGCAGGAGAAGGAUGAAGGGGGAGAGGGUCAGGAUGAGGCAUCGGGAGGAUGAGAGGAUCGGGAUUUGGUCGGUCAGGAUGAGAACGCGGCCACAGAGAAAGCAGAAGGAGAAGGGGAGUCACGGCGAGAGGGUGAAGCAUGCCGGCGGUAAGAUUGCCGUUGCCGGCGUCAAGCAGGUUCACCGGACAGGGAAGACGUCGAGGAGGAUCGGGCGGGAAGUGGUGGAGCUGCGGGUGAAAUUCCCUGAGGGGGUGGGUUGGAAGGAUGACAAGGAGGCAAGGAAAGCAAUACAGGUGGAGGCUCGGGCGACGAGCCUGACGGUUCGAGAAACAGGCCAAGGAGGCCAGGUGUUGUUUGAAGCCAAUCCGCUGUUUAGCAAGAUCUUAGCCGAUGAGACUUCGUGGUACAUCGAAGAUGGGGCGGUGGUGAUCGUCCUCCAGAAAGCCGAGGAGUUGUAUUGGCCAUCAAUUCACCCGGAAGAUGAGCCUCAGGAUGAUUCUCUCAAGAAGUCUUUGACAAGGUCAGGACCGCAAAUCGGAGAAGGAGGAGGGGUAGAUGGAGAAGAUGGUCGCGGCGACGGAUUGACUGGUCUGUCGGAACGUGCCAAGGUCAGUCGGCUACUUCAAGCGGCGAAAUCAGGUGAUCUGGCAGCGCUGCAGGCGGCCGCCGAGGCAAUGGACGACGGCGGGGAAGGAUUGGCUGUGGUGCUGAGAGAGACGAAGGAUGGAAAUGGGCGAGGGGCUCUCCACUUUGCUGCGCAGGAGGGGAGGUUGGAAGUUUGCCACUACUUGACAGAGGAGAUAGGGAUGGACAUCGAUGGGAGGGAUGAGGAGGGAGAGACGGCACUCAUCCAUGCAGCGAGAGAGGGACACGUGGAGGUGUGUGAGUGGCUGCUAGAGCACGGCGCAGAUGCCUGCGCUAGGAGCACGAAGAGCGGCGCGGGUGCCAUUCACCAUGCGGCGAGCGGCGGUCACGACCGCCUCAUCAAGGCGCUGGUUGCGCGGGGAGAGAGCGCCAAUGCCCCGUCAGAGGCCGGUCCACCGCUGAUCUGGGCGGCGGAGCGCGGGGUGAUCGCCUCUUUGCGCGCACUGCUGGAGCUGGGGGCGACGGUGGAUGCGACGAACUCUCAGCUAUGUUCCGCUGUCUUGGUCGCGACCGCCGCCGGUCAUCUGGAAGCGGUCAGAUUUCUGAUAGAUCAUGGAGCUGACGUCACCAUCAAAGCGUUGCAGGGUGCCACGUGUCUCCACGUGGCGGCGGACAGAGGGGACAGAGAGAUGGUAGACACCCUUCUCUCUGCCGGAGCCGAUCCCGACGCCGUCGACGAGAGCGGCAGCAAGCCGAUCCACGUGGCUGCCGCCAAUCGAGACGAGCCGAUCGUCGAGGCACUCCUAUCCAAUACCAGUCGGGAUCCCGACGUCGUUCCGUGGACGGUUGAAGAGGUGAUCAAGAAGCAAAAUAUGUUGACGGACCUUUCAGAGAACGCCGGCGAUAAUGAGAAAACGAGCAUGGGGAAGGAGGGAGGACGAGGGGGAGGAGGCGGAGGAGGGGAAUUACACCAGCAACAGCAGCGGCAACAGCUGCCGCCGCCGCCGCCGCCGCGGCGCAUCGACAUGGAUGAGAAUGAUCCCCGCGUGAAGCAAUCUCUAGAGGCGAAGGCGAGAGGAGAUAUCGCUUUCAAGAAGGCCGAUUACAUGUCGGCCAUUGAUGCCUACACUCAAUCUCUCGACUUGAUUGAUUAUAACGCUGCGGUGUUGUCCAACAGGAGCUUAUGCUGGAUCCGCGUUGGACAAGCCGAACGAGCUCUGGAAGAUGCGCAGGCUGCCCGCGCCGCCCGCCCAGACUGGCCCAAGGCUUGUUAUCGCGAGGGUGCGGCAUUGCGCCUGCUGGGCAGGCUAGACGAGGCGUGCACUGCCUUCUACGAGGGGGUACAACUCGAUCCUGAGAAUAAGGAAUUGGUCACUGCAUUCAGGGAGACCAUGGAACAUGCCAAAAGGCAACAUUCUCUACCUGCACCCUCAUCGUAGUUAGCGGAUUUUAGGCAUAUAGGGGGGACGGAAGCAAGACGGAAGCAAGGAGGAGGUGGUUUUCAUCCUUCUCUUUCGUGAGGGAGCCAAUAUACCCCAUUUUGCAGGCGCUUAGUUCAUACUCACACCUUUUUUUCUUUUUCUUUUUUUUGUCAUACUCACAAUAGGAUUUUUCCGACUGAAACUGGCCGCAGAUGCGGUCACGUACGUCUCCAAAGGUCAUGAUGCCGUAGGUGGGAAAGUGUGGUAGCGCACUGGGAGGCCAGGCUUUCUGUUCGUGGUGGGGGGGUGGGGGGGGGAGGGGGGCCCGGUGUGGGUGGGAAGGGAGGCCUGUAGAUCCUUUGGGGGGGGCCUGUUCGAUGUAGAAGAUGAAUGAAACCUGAGUUGUGGUAAAAGGGCGGCGCGUGAUUGCUGUUGGGUGAGGGCCAUAGAUUUUGGCUUGAGUUGAUUAGACAUUGCAUCUGGCAGUCAGCUAUGGAACAAAAGGCUGAUUAGAAAUUAAUUGCGUGGACUCUGCUGAGUAGAUUUUGGCUGAUGAUGAUGCCGUGGGGGCAUAUGCAGCAGGUGUGCAGUGGCCUUUUUUUUUCGGAUGGUUUAAGCCCACAGUAGGGCUUUGAUUGGGCGCCACAGCACCUGAAUAGGAUUAUAGGUCGUGGGUAGGGUUGGGCUUAGGUAGAGAGAUAGGGUAAUGAUAGCAGUAUGGGAAUGGGAUAGGGUCAUGUAGCCCCACCACCGAAUCCCUGCUUCAGGAUAUGCCUGAAGGUGCCUGUUAUAGGGUCACGUAGCCCCACCACCGAAUCCCUGCUUCAGGCUAUGCCUGAAGGUGCCUCUAUGAUGUUUAACAAGAUGGAAGAUUGGGCUUGUGUCGUAGGUCGUAUUGUUGUGCACUAGUGUGCAGAAAAGGAGGUAUGGUGGGGAUUUUUUCGUCUGUGCGUGCGAAGUCUUCAUCGUUGAUUGGUUGAUUGGCCUGAGAUGAAGUUGAGUGGUUGAUUGGUCUAGGAUUGAUUGGUUGAUUGACCUAAUAAAUUAAAUUAAUCGAUCGAUUGAGCAAUGGUGAUCUUGUUCAUCAUCUUGUCAUCAUGUUCAUUCUGCGGAAUGAACAUGAACAGAAAAG